Messenger RNA from Mizuhopecten yessoensis (Yesso scallop), 1917 nucleotides. RefSeq lists its product as uncharacterized. Lineage: Eukaryota; Metazoa; Mollusca; Bivalvia; Pectinida; Pectinidae. Bases 59 to 1192 code for a protein of 377 amino acids. The record is from RefSeq and is a predicted model, not a curated record. The transcript has 9 exons.
UAUGACCUGUGCAUAGAUAGGACUUCAUCUUCUAUUGAUAACAAAAACCUACAACAAGAUGGCGGCUACUUCACAACAACCGACGAUAGUCCCUGGAUUCACCGGGAAAGCUUACCCGGAUGUGUUUAACGUGAAUGCCAUGCGUAUUCAACCACAGGAAUUGAAGCAAGGACAGCUUCCAGAAAGCAUGAUUCGGCAGUUCUUUGAAGACGGGUACGUCAUAGUGAAAGACUUCUUUACUCGUGCAGAACUGGACACGUGCAGGAACGCCGUCAACCAACAGGUAGAAAAUCUGGCACAGAAACUCUACGGAGCCGGAAAAAUCAAAAAUUUGUAUAGCGAAUAUGGAUUCUUUGACCGUUUGACAAAGUUAGAGGAGGAAUUCCCGGGGACGAAUAUCAUCCUCCACAAGGGCGACGGGCUACCAGAGGCUUUCAGAAACCUGUGGACAAAUGAACGUCUGUUAAAUGUGGUGGAGCAGCUUAUUGGUCCGGACAUAGCGGGACAUCCGGUCUGGAACUUGCGCACGAAAACUCCUCAGAACGAGGCUACCACUGUACCCUGGCAUCAAGAUUCUGCCUACCUUGAUACUGAGUCGUACCAUGUGCUCCAGCCGACUGCCUGGAUCCCACUUCUGGAUGCUCACGAACAAAAUGGAUGUAUGCAGGUUAUCCAUAAAGGUCACAAGAAAGGAAUUGUGGGUAAUCAUCAGUGUUGUCAUGGUGGCACGUGGUAUGUCAUGCUCGACGAAGAAGAAAUGCAGAGAACGCUUGACGCAGACAUUCCAAGCGACAUACGAACCUGCCCUGUUCCAUACGGUGGUAUGCUGCUGCUGAAUAACGUUAUUCCACACAGAAGCUUACCAAACAUGACAAAUCAAAUUCGCUGGAGUUUGGAUCUACGUUUUCAGAACCCAACGCUUCCUUAUGGUUUUUACGGGAUGAAAAAGGGGGUUAUCUUUAGAAAAUCGAACGACCCUGAUUACCAGAUCCCUUGGCAGGACUUCCUGAACGUUGACAGACGUGCUAAACAGCGUCAGGCUGUAAAGGACCUAAUGGAAAAUGCGACAGAUGAGGAAUUUAGUACCACCCUGGAAGGCCCAUGGAUGAGGAAGUGGGAGAUUGUUCAUACAAACCAGCACACGAAACGUGCUGAAAUGGAAGAUAGCCUCUGGGACGAAUGCAAGGCGUGAUACGCUGUUUAUUUCUAUAUGUGCAUAUUGACACAUUGUCGUGUCCCAAAUGCACCAACAUGGUUGAUACACAAAUGCAAUACUUGGGUGUUUUGUAAGACAUACAUUGUAUACAUUUCUGUCUACUUAAUCCUAUUUUGUAAUUACAGCAAUUAAAAUUGUGAUAAUUGUUUACAUUUCAUUUUUGGGUACUAACAAUGAAUACUUUAAAUGAAUGUAAUCAAUUAUUUUUAGAAUAUAUUAUAUCCUAUGUAAAUGACUUUUAACCUCUGUACAACCACUAAACUUACAAAUUCAAACUGCAUAUGUUUGUGAAUAAAACACAACAUACUGCGUGUUAUGUUAGGCUGGCUUCUAGUCCCAAAGAUUGUGUAAAGAGUUGUUCUGCUGCAUUUCUACGUUUGUGUGUGUACUAAUGCAAUGUUUUCUGUGAUGACUAAAAGAUGAUAUUCGUUAUUUCUUGAUAAAUAACAAUUUUCACUAAAUGAGAUAAAUCAAUAACUAUCACGGCUGUGAAACAGCAGUGAAAAGUAUUGAAAGUAUUCAUCCCUCGUAUUGACACAUCACCAGGUUUCAUCAAAAGACAAGAAAUAUUAUGUUUAUUACAUUUCAAAUUACAAUGAGGACUUGCUCGAAGUUACGAGGAUGUUUUCUUUCUGUAAUUUUUCUUUCUUCAUUUUUAUAACUGUUUGCUGAUUUGUCAGUUGACUGUACAAAAUAAAAUA